AGAUGUCCACUGCAUCCUUCUCUCACUGAGGCCAGGCCUCUCCGGGCCGACGCGCGACGGUGGAGGAACCCGAUUCCCUUUCCCGAUACCGACCGGUUCCCGAAGUUCAUCGUGCAGACGGGCUCGUACAUGUUCGUGGACGAGAAGACGUUCUCCAGCGAUGCCCUGAAGGUGACGUUCCUCAUCACCCGCCUCAUGGGGCUGGCCCUGCAGUGGGUGAUCCCCUACAUCAAGGACAGCCCCCUUGUUAACGAUUAUCGGGGCUUCCUGGCCGAGAUGAAGAGGGUCUUUGGAUGGGAGGACAAGGACUUCUAG
Propithecus coquereli (Coquerel's sifaka) is the source of this 315-nucleotide messenger RNA. Its product is annotated as protein FAM127A-like. The transcript has a single exon. The record is from RefSeq and is a predicted model, not a curated record. Lineage: Eukaryota; Metazoa; Chordata; Mammalia; Primates; Indriidae. The annotation marks the transcript as partial.